Molecule: messenger RNA, 1945 nt
Organism: Phaeodactylum tricornutum CCAP 1055/1
Lineage: Eukaryota; Bacillariophyta; Bacillariophyceae; Surirellales; Neidiaceae
Exons: 1
Coding region: 183-1472 (429 amino acids)
Biological process (GO): regulation of DNA-templated transcription
Molecular function (GO): DNA-binding transcription factor activity; sequence-specific DNA binding
Source: RefSeq, a predicted model, not a curated record
GUGAUUACUUUUUGUAAAGAAAAAUUAUGCAAGAUGCGUAAUCGACUUCACGGUACUUAAAUUUCUUUCUAAGAUCUUCGAGAAAAUGGCACAUACCAAUCCAGAUAAUUCUAGAAGACCAACAGACAUUCGAUGAUAUUCGAUGCCGAUCUCGAUGAAGACGACGACCAAAACAAAGUAUAAUGCCACUUCCGUUUAAAAUGGAACAACCGAAAGCAAAGGCACAGCGGCCAUCAAACACCGAAGCUGCAGAUGUACCAAAUUCUCAAGACCAAAUGCCACCAACUAACCUAGAUGCUGCAAGUGCGUCUGAAAACGAUAUAGCAGACGAACCAAAUCAGUGCUUCACGAUACUCUCCCAUCAUAGCUAUCAUGAUUAUGCAAAUAUGAACGAGCCGCCAAUAUUGGGGACAGGUGUCGUUGGGUGCGCCACGAAGACGCGAGGAAAUUCAAUGAAUCCGUUCCCUCUGAUGCUUCAUAAGCUGCUCGAAGGAGCAAAGAAGGGAAACUAUAGCGAAAUAGUUUCAUGGAAACCGCACGGACGAGCCUUUCAUGUACACAUGAAGGAUCGCUUCGUGAAAGAUGUGAUGCCUCUAUACUUUCGACAGACAAGGUUCGCCUCUUUCCAACGACAGCUGAAUCUAUAUGGGUUCCGGCGCUUGACUGGACGGGGACCGGAUGAAGGGGCUUACUACCACGAACUCUUCCUCCGAGGGAUGCCCGAACUCUCAUCAAAUAUGGUCCGAAUGAAAGUGAACGGAAAUGAGGUCCGGCUUGGUUCCUCCCCUCGAACAGAACCGAACUUUUAUGCCAUGUCGGUUGUUCAUGAACCCAGUACACAACAAAAGCAAUCAACCCCGAAAAAACGACCGGCCAUCACGCAGCGCACAGCAGAGCGACCCUCUUAUCCGUUAGACAGAAAAAUGUUGGCCGACUCUUGGAAAGUUCCCGGCGACAUGCAAGAUGCAGCGAUUGGCUCUUCUUCCAAAAUAAGCAUAGAAAAACCAUCCAGCGUUGACAUAGAAUAUUUGAGAAGCCACUUGAGCCAACAACGGCACACGGCAUUCCAAGAUUUUUCCGGCCACGUUGUUCCUGGGCAAAAAACUACCGUAGCCCCACUCAAAGACAUGGUUGUAAAUCAGCCUCCUUUGGGGAAUGCCUCGGACUUGGUGCGUCAGCGCACGUGUCCAGACGAAGACUUUCCUGUUCCUGAACCCGUCCCUUUGCGUCGACAUGAUGUCGGGACGGAGGACGAUGACCAGACAUCAAUGGUGAACUUCUUGAGUGAUAUUGACCUACAGCCAUCGUCAGACGAAAACACUCUGGAUCCCUUGAGGAUUCAUCAUUCUUCCGACGACAGCUCUGUGUUGAAACACCUGCAAUUCUCUUCUGAUGAAAGUAUGAAUCCGAUCCCUAAAAUUCCAUCAGCUCAGCAAUCUCGGUCGUCGUCUUCCAAGGAGGAUAGCAGAUAGCAUAAAGAGACACUUUAGCAUUCGCUUCAGAAACGUCCUAUGUUCAAAAUCGUGUUGCUCACUCUCUCCAACAAAAGAAACGUCUCGGCUUGGGUUGCCUUCGUCUAGGACGGUCAACUCAAGUGAUUUGAGCGAGCUACAAUGGUUCUAUCUGAGCACGACAGUGAUCCGUGUGAUUGCAUGUUGAUGCAGAAUAUGUAUUGUAGGUAACAAGUUCUGGGUUGUCCACAUCGAGCAGGAGUACAUUGAGCAAGAGUAGCACACAGCCAGUCAGCAGAGGCUCUAGUUCGCCAGCGAAAUAUCCAAGGCCAUACCAAAGUCUCGAGAAACGACUACAAAUGGACGAAACAGAUAAAGCUCUUCCUCCAGCCUCCUAGCUACGCUCUAAUCAUUUCUCAGGAGAGUACUGUGUGCCGCGCUUGAUCAUUGGUGCGAAUGUUAAUGGCUCUCGAAGAUACCAGGUCACUAGAAUG